UGACUCGCCGGUUUCCGCCAUUUUCUGUCUUGUACCGGAGAAAGAGCUUGAACAGAAGCGGUUUGAGCACCACCAAAAAAGGAUCUGAGGGUUGUAUUAUAAUCGCUCUUCGAUAUAUCCGAAUAUGGAGGACGACAGCCACCCAAAAACGCUCUACGUGGGUAACUUGUCCAGAGAUGUAACAGAAGUUUUAAUUCUUCAGUUGUUCACCCAGAUUGGACCUUGCAAAAGCUGUAAAAUGAUAACAGAGCAACCCGAUAGCAGAAGGGUCAACUCUUCUGUCGGAUUUUCUGUUUUGCAGCAUACAAGCAAUGAUCCCUAUUGCUUCGUGGAGUUCUAUGAACAUAGGGAUGCGGCUGCUGCACUGGCAGCAAUGAACGGCAGGAAGAUAUUGGGAAAGGAGGUCAAAGUAAAUUGGGCCACAACUCCAAGUAGUCAGAAGAAAGACACAUCAAAUCACUUCCAUGUCUUUGUUGGAGAUUUGAGUCCUGAGAUAACGACAGAAGAUAUCAAAGCUGCAUUUGCACCUUUUGGUAAAAUCUCAGACGCUCGAGUUGUGAAGGAUAUGACGACUGGAAAAUCUAAGGGGUAUGGAUUUGUGUCCUUCUAUAACAAACUGGAUGCAGAGAAUGCCAUUGUACACAUGGGCGGCCAGUGGUUAGGAGGUCGGCAGAUUAGAACUAACUGGGCAACUCGCAAGCCACCUGCUCCGAAGAACGUUCAAGAAAAUAACUCCAAGCAGCUGAGAUUUGAAGAUGUGGUUAAUCAGUCUAGCCCUCAAAACUGCACCGUGUACUGUGGUGGGAUCCAGUCAGGGCUGUCAGAGCAACUCAUGCGUCAGACGUUUUCUCCUUUUGGACAAAUAAUGGAAAUCAGAGUUUUCCCAGAAAAGGGAUAUUCGUUCAUCAGGUUUUCUUCCCAUGACAGCGCUGCCCAUGCCAUUGUCUCUGUAAAUGGCACAACUAUUGAAGGCCAUGUUGUGAAAUGUUACUGGGGAAAAGAAUCCCCAGAUAUGGCCAAGAACUUUCAACAGAUGGAGUAUGGCCAGUGGGGACAGUGGAGUCAGAUGUACGGGAACCCACAGCAAUACACACAAUACAUGACGAACGGUUGGCAAGUACCAUCUUAUGGAAUGUACGGACAGGCGUGGAACCAGCAAGGAUUUGGUGUGGAGGAUUCCAUCUUGGCAGCGGCAGCACAGAACAUAUCAAGACAGUCGCAGUCUCCUGCCUGGGUGGGAGGAUUUGGGGCCCAGCCGACCCAGGCCCAGGCGGCCCCUGUGAUGCCAAACCAGGCAGGCUUCGGGAUGGCCGGGUACCAGACACAGUGAGCUGGCUCUCACUUCAGACGCCUUCAUGCAAACACAAUUCAAGUCAAACCGUAACGAGAAUGUAAAGAGACCAGCACGUCUACACCUGGAAAGAGUAUUUAUUUUAAAAACAGAUUUGAAACUAUAGCAAGCAUUGCUUGUGGUGGAGGAAGCUGAUGGUUUUUUUUUUUUUUUAGGUGGGUGGGAGAGAUUGGGUGGGUGUUUUCUUUUUGCGAAACUGUGUGUAUGAAUGAAAUAAAGUUACAGAAAAUUUUUUUGAAACUCUUGUCUGAAUCUUCACGCUGUAAUAUAGUAAAGAAUAAACUGCAGUCUCAGAUUCCCACUUUUUCAUCCCCUCCACAUUUCCUUUUAAAGGAGAAUUAACGCAGCAUGGAGAAAUGUCCUCACUCCCUCUUCUCUAUAGUGUUCUCACAGAAAAUGGUACUUUGCAAAAAAUGUAAGUUGUAAAUUAUUUGUAAAUUAUGCUCUUUUUUUUAACCUGUCAACCAUUUUUUCCCUAAUUCAUAUGUUAGCUAUUUGCAUAUUCAUACCUUAUAAGAUUAGUUUUAGUAGUAUAGUUUCAAGCAUGUGGAUUCAGAAUGGAAGGUAUUCUGGUAUCUGCCCAAUGUAAAAUUUUAAUUUCUGGUUCAGUUAAACUUUUUUUUGAUUAGUUUGCACUUCUAAUUUGGGAUAACUUCAUCUGUUUUAUAUAAGCAUAUAUAUGUAUGUAGGCACAUACAGUUAUAUGCGGUUUUGUGUAUUUUUCUUUCCAUUAUCAAUUUCUUUUCACUUCUUUAGUUGCAGAGUCUUGGUUUGAUAGUGUCCUGUAAAUCUGUCCUCAAUUUGCAUAUACAUGUAAAUGUAGUUGAUAAAGGGAAAGGGGUCCUGAAAGGUUACACAUGUAAAUAAUCUUUGAUAACUUGGUACCAACAUGGAUUUUUAAAGCAUGCGUUCUUAUAUAGUAGCACAACUUAUGAGUUUUACAAACCGAAUGCUGUAUAAAGUAGAAGCGAGCAAUGUGUGACUGACAUACUGAAUAUAUUCAUUCUAAUUUAAAAGGAAGCCUUAAUUUUAAUAAGUAUAUUGCAUCACAUUUUUUAUUAUGACAAUUUGACGCCCUCAAAAAAGCUUUAUAUCUUGGUAAUCACAUUUAGAGCUCAUUGUUCCCCCCAACUUCAUGAGAUUUCACAAAAUGUGUGCCAUUUAAGUUUGUAGCAGAAUAUGACUGCUAUGACUUUAGACAAUAGAGGGUGACUUGCAUGUUUAUGUAUUAUCUUUGGGUUGCUUGAGUACUGAGUGUAAAUGACAGAAAUUUGAGUUUGUUUGAAUGAUGAAUGAAAUAAGUUGUUAUAAUUCUUACUUCAGUUUAAAAAAAAGUCUCAAUAAAUUGACAAGUGGAAACAAAUCUUUUACCAC
Molecule: messenger RNA, 2725 nt
Organism: Scleropages formosus (Asian bonytongue)
Lineage: Eukaryota; Metazoa; Chordata; Actinopteri; Osteoglossiformes; Osteoglossidae
Gene: tial1
Product: TIA1 cytotoxic granule-associated RNA binding protein-like 1
Exons: 13
Coding region: 125-1330 (401 amino acids)
Molecular function (GO): DNA binding; RNA binding
Source: RefSeq, a predicted model, not a curated record